AUGAGACACGACAUUCUUCAGAAAGAGUACAAAUCCAACAUGGAUCGUCCGACGAUUGUUUUUCUCGGCAUUAUCUUAUCUAUUCUACUCCUUCUAUUGUUUUCAAUGAAGACUUAUACUACCUGGUCAACAAUUGACAACGAUGAAGAAACGUUCGUAUCUCUUUGUCAAGUUCAUGUUCAAUCGGAUGAAUCAAAUCUAUUCGAUGAUCAAACACUUCUCUCCUUAUUAGCCAUACUCAAAAUGCAUGAUUUUCAAAUUGGACAGCCAGUAUGGGGACCAGCGAACACUCGCCUCUAUCUCUGCGAACAUCCUCUCAAAGCUGGUUUAAAACAAUCAACAAUCGACAACGAAUUCAAUAGUAUUCUACAAAGUACUAGAGACUCGUCAAAACGGUACGCUUGGUCGUGUGCUUGA
This is a messenger RNA of Adineta ricciae, 417 nucleotides long. The record is from the annotation of a GenBank genome assembly. NCBI's taxonomy places the organism in Eukaryota, Metazoa, Rotifera, Eurotatoria, Adinetida, Adinetidae.